AUGGGCUGGUGGUGGAAAUCCGACCCGCAAACCCCCGUCCUCCAUCCCUCAGACCCAACGCCUGAUCCUCUCCCAACCGCCUCACAGCCCCCAGCCAGCCCGCGCGAGAUCGCGGACGGACCAUCUCAUCCACACUCACACGACAGCGACCCUAUGCCCAAGCAGGCCCGCACGCGCGACGAACAAGCCGACGCAGAACUGUCCUCGUUCCUCGCCGAACUCGCCUCGCCCGGUAGCAGGCAGCAUGGCGUGCAAAGCAGCGGCGGCGCAGACGCAGCGGGUCCUUCCCACACCAACGCAUCUACAGCCCUAUCUACAUCGACAAGCUCUCAGCCGCCUCCCAAAGCGGAGUCUUCAAACGACGACCUGACCUCCUACCCGACCACAAUGUCCUGCCGCGCGGCCUUCGACAGCGCCUUCUACUGCCAGUCGCUAGGCGGCCAGUUCAACGCCAUCUAUCGCCAUGGCCAGCUCAGGUCGUGCGCGCCGCUGUGGUCGGACUUCUGGUUCUGCAUGCGCCUGAAGUCGUACAGCGAGGAGGAGAAGGCAGAGAUGGUCAGCGGGAGGUAUAGGGAGAAGGAGGAGAAGGUUCGGCAGGGGAGGAAUAGCGAGGAGGUUUGGGUCAGGAGGACGGUGGGGGAGAAGGUUGGGAGGGCGUUUCAUUUGGAUCCGGAUGAGGUGGCGGAGGGGGGUUAG
This is a messenger RNA of Coniosporium apollinis CBS 100218, 696 nucleotides long. RefSeq lists its product as uncharacterized. NCBI's taxonomy places the organism in Eukaryota, Fungi, Ascomycota, Dothideomycetes. The transcript has a single exon. The record is from RefSeq and is a predicted model, not a curated record. The coding region runs from base 1 to 696 and encodes 231 amino acids.